UAUAAUUUUAAAAUUUUCGGACGAAAAAUCGGAAAUUUUACACUUCUAACCGAAAACAUUCGGGGGGCAGGUGCACCCCCGGGUUUCUUCUAACCUCCGUCCCUGGGCAUGCUGAUUAUCCUCACAAGCUUUCGCCCAACCAUGGAAAUCUUGAAAUAAUUUCCAAUGUUUUUCUUUCAAUGCAGAAUGGUGUCAUUUUGCACAAUUCACAAUAGCUUUGGUGAAUAAAGACCCCAAGAAAUCAAAAUAUUCUGACACGUUACAUCGUUUCUGGAAGAAGGAGCACGAUUGGGGGUGGAAAAAAUAUAUGGAGUUAUCGAGAUUGUCGGAUGGAUAUGCUGAUUAUGACACCCUCGUUAUAAAAGCGCAAGUCCAAGUUAUCAGCUUCUGUAGAUUCUGGUCGGGCAUCGAUCAAAAAUCGCGGGACAACAUGUCAAGGGAGAAAUCGGAUUCAAUAUUACCAAAAGUUGUAAAGCAUUUCUUUAUAGAAAAAGAGGUGACUUCAACUUUGAUGAUGGAGUCCUUAUGCAUGGGACUAACAGCCCUUAAAGAACCAUCAAUGCCCAUUGUCCGUAUGGAAGAAGGCUCGUUCGUUCUGGUUGAUGAUUUAUUGCUAUUGCUUGAGAGGGAAGCCAUUGAACCAUUGACUCCAAAGGAUGGCUACUCGGGUGAGUUUUCUAUCGAGAAUGUUGAAAAAUGCCUCACUAAAUUGGGACGUCGAACCAUUGAAAUAUAUGUUUUAGCGCAUAUACUCAGUAAAACAGAAGUUGCAUACCAGGAGACUGUUCCAUAUGCUUUGAAUUUGCAAGAAGAGGUCAUACAGGAGCAGGAUUGAAAGGAAGGAAGCUUAGCUAUAAUUCAUAUAACUGAAAUGAUUUUAUGAUGCAAUUAAUCUUCUAUGGAUAAUGGAUAUGGUAUGCUGAUGCCUUACAUUGUAUGUUGAUACAUACUAUAGUUACGAUAAUAAUCUAUAUAUACAUACUCGCCAAAAUAUUAAGAGUAUGUGUUAGGGGUCGUGAGCGAUGGCCACAUCAGCAGCAAGGGGCGAGAGAGGGGCACGAAAAGGGCCCUGCCCAAGGAGGUUGGGGCUAACCGCGCGCAUGGGCUUGAUUUUUUGUAAGUAUCUAAUCUAAUCUAACUUAUA
Molecule: messenger RNA, 1144 nt
Organism: Helianthus annuus (common sunflower)
Lineage: Eukaryota; Viridiplantae; Streptophyta; Magnoliopsida; Asterales; Asteraceae
Product: TNF receptor-associated factor homolog 1a-like
Exons: 5
Coding region: 308-835 (175 amino acids)
Source: RefSeq, a predicted model, not a curated record